UUUUUUACUGAAAAUAAAAAUUUAUUUUAAGUUGGAAGGGUGGAAUUAUUCAAUUUUUAGAGAAAAAAACUAGGAUUCAAACUUAUCUGGAUUAUUUGUGCGCUACAUACCAAUGAAUUGCCACUUAGGCAUUUAAUGUUAGCUUUAGAUGGAAAAUUUUUAUCUGAAAAUAGAUUCUCAGGAAACAUUGGAAAACUUAUUAACAUAGCAACAAAUCUUCCUAUUUUGACAUGCAUCCCUCAGCUUGAUUUUGUUGUAGAUCUAAUUCAUCUCGAGAAAGAAGUUGUAGAUUCACUGUCUACAGAUCAGAAGUAUUUAUACAGAAUACAUAAUGCAGUAGCAUCAGGUGUUUUUCCUGAUGACUUGAAGGAGAUUCAAAUUGGUCCACACAAUCAUUCAAGGUGGUUAAAUCUCGCAAAUAGACUACUUCGAAUCUGGUGCUCAGAGCAUUGUUUAAAAAACAAAGAUCUACAAAACUUGAAAUUGUUAACAGAGUUAAUCAUGGGUGUUUAUUCGAUUAUGUGGUUUGAUCUUAAGACUAAACAUAGCUGGAUUCAAGGUCCACAUCAUAUCCUUAAGCAACUAGCCUUGGUAAAAAAACAGAACAAGUUUGUGAAGGAUAUUGUAUUACCGCAUGUCUGCUCCUCUGCCUGGAAUGCACACAGUGAAUGUAUUCUUCAGACAAUGUUCUGUAGUUCAGAUGAAGGAGAAAGGAGAUUUGCAGUGCAAAAAAUAAUUGAUUUUAGAAAAAAUAAGGAUGUUAGAGACAGAAAAUGCAGGAUUAGAAGAAUACCAGUGAUAAAAACUGAAUCAAAUAAUCUAAUAGAUUUAAUCAAUUGGGAAACAGAGGAGAUCAGUGAACCGGUUCUUACUUGUUUGAUUAGAGAUGAUAUUAUACAGUUUAUUAAUAAUCCAAUGGUUGUACCAAACUUCCCAAUUCACGGUCAAUCUAUUGAACGCAUUGUGAAAGAGGUAACCAGGGCUUCAAUGUCGGUGCUUGGUGCCGAGAGAAGAUAUGGGUCCAUAAGGGCUACAAUGGCUCAUAGAGCCUGUGUGCCAAUCAAAAUAAGAUCUGAUGAAAAUUUUGUAAUCAGUAUUUUAACUUUUUAUUAUGAGUAAACAAUUUAUUUUAGAAAAAUAUGCGGAAAAUGCUGUUAUCAAUAUUUUAAUGUCUUAUUACGUGUAUAGACUUAAUAUACCAUAAAA
Hydra vulgaris (swiftwater hydra) is the source of this 1206-nucleotide messenger RNA. RefSeq lists its product as uncharacterized. Lineage: Eukaryota; Metazoa; Cnidaria; Hydrozoa; Anthoathecata; Hydridae. The record is from RefSeq and is a predicted model, not a curated record.